AUGUGUUCUAAGCGGCUGGAGAAUUUACGUAUCGGUGACUUGGAGGGUAAGGUGGAUACAAAAGCACCCAUUUUUUUCCGAGAGAACGCGACGAAUACGUAUCCUAAAUGCAUCGUUAUGAUACUCCAAGAGCGACAAGACACAGAACCGACCUUUCAUCCCGGUAGAGCGGCCCGGAAGUACGGCUUUUCGGAUCCGUCGGGUCUCGACACCCUUUUCUACGUUUGUGACACUUCGCGAUCACGAUGGCGGCUCUUCAGGCGCAGAGGUGUGAACGACAUUUCUCGGCCCCCUUCUCAGAUUUCGCGGAGUUUUAUCUAUCGGUGUCUCCUCGGAGUCGAAAGUGUUCGAGCUCUAGUUCAGCAUCAAAAAGGCGACCUUGGCCAACCAACCGAGAAGUAUCCGGUUGCUACUGAAUAUUGGCAUUUCUUUUCUCCUUUUUUCUUUACCUGUGUACCCGGCGACACUCUCGCAGGCUACGUUUAG
Molecule: messenger RNA, 486 nt
Organism: Guyanagaster necrorhizus
Lineage: Eukaryota; Fungi; Basidiomycota; Agaricomycetes; Agaricales; Physalacriaceae
Exons: 2
Coding region: 1-486 (161 amino acids)
Source: RefSeq, a predicted model, not a curated record